Messenger RNA from Cuscuta campestris, 1300 nucleotides. Lineage: Eukaryota; Viridiplantae; Streptophyta; Magnoliopsida; Solanales; Convolvulaceae. The record is from the annotation of a GenBank genome assembly.
AGCACUAUGAAAAUUUUAUCUAAAAAGCUAGCACCAGCCGAAAACACCGUUUUCCAAACAAGGCCAUCCUUUAAAUUACUCCAUUUAACACUUUUUUAAAAAUUUGUUUGUAAGGACCACGUGAUAAUUAACUUGUCCGGGUCGGGGAUAUGGGUCUAAACCCAAGAAGCAACGGGAAUAAGGAUUGAGGGCAAAUACUCCUUCACUCUUCUUCAAAAACAAAAACAAGGAGGGAAAUUUUUGAGGGAAGAAUGUGAAUUGAUACAAGUACCUAAGCACGCUUAAUCUGUUCAGUCUAUACUCCACACGGAAAUGGCUCCUUCUACACCUCCUGAUGGCUUUCGCUGCACUUCUGGCUAUUUGAGAAAGAAUUUCGAGGUCCAAGAGAAAUUAGGGGCAGGUGGUUUUGCACAUGUUUACAAGUGCAAAAACCUAGUAGACGAUGGUACUUAUGCUCUUAAAGUAGUGCCUUUUAGGGCAGAGAGUUAUGAAGAUACACGCCGCGAAGCAAUUAUCAAUGCUCGUCUUCAAGGCCCACAUAUCACGCGAUACUAUCAAGCUUGGAUUGAGGACGGUGCCUCCUGGCCCGGAAAGUUAUGUUGGUCAUCUGAUAGCGACACAGCUUCUGACACUGAGACGAGUACACCGGAGUACAUCUUUUACGUACUCACGGAGCUGUGUCUUGGGGAUUUGAACAGUUUUUUGGCCGAAAACUCCCUAGACCAGGCAGAGAAGUUUCGGAUAUUUGGAGAAAUUGUUAGUGGUGUGUCCCACAUUCAUGACAAAGAUAUUGUCCAUCGAGAUCUCUCCACUCAGAAUAUAUUUUUUGAUGGAUACAGAAAAAUGAAAAUUGGCGAUUUUGGUUUAGCUGGAGUUUUGAAUGCAGAAGGUGUCUUUGAAACGUCUGCGUCAUUGGGCAAUUUGAUAUACAUGGCACCAGAGAUAAAAAAGGACAGCAUUGCAUUAAAAAAGUCGAACAUUUACAGUUUGGGGAUCAUCUGUUUUGAGAUUUUUUCUGAUUUUGAAUCUAUAUCUGAAAGGUAUAGAGAAAUACAGAACCUAAAAAUGAACACAAAGGAUGCAACGGGCUGGUUAAAAAGUCUCUGGUCAUCAUUGAUGUCAAUGCUGGACGAGAACCCUUCGGAACGUCCCAGUGCAGAAAGGAUUCUUGCUCUAUUGCAAGCAAAGGGAGAUUAUUAGGCUUGCAUCAGGAUGGACAUUUGGAGGCUGCUCAUACUAUCAAAGGAGUAUGAUUCACUAUGACUUUUUUAUCCGUGCUAAACAAAUGUUCAAGCCACAA